UUGGAUGGAAGAAAUCGAAAUCACUUCCCACACACCUGGUACUGCAAUACAAAGCAAUCAGCAUGAGAACAUUGAACGUGUAGCGCUGGAAAACAUCUCCUAUGAAUUGUUUUUUCGAGACUUUAUGCAACCGAACCGUGCCGUUGUUGUGGAAGGAAUUGCAACCGACUGGGAAUGCUUCCGGCGUUGGAUUGAUCGUUCUGUGGUGCCACCGAAGCUAGAUGUAGCGUAUCUGAAAGGGAUACUACCUAAUGUUCCUGUACCGGUAGCCGACUGUGGAAAGCAGCACUACAACUCACACGAGAAAAUUGAGCUAACGCUGCACGAUUUUCUGGAGCUUUGGGAGUCUAAUGACCAGCCGGAUUCGGUGCGUAACAGAUACUACCUUAAAGAUUGGCAUCUUCGUAGCGAACUCCCGGAGUUUAGCUUCUACCGAACACCGGCCCUCUUCACAUCCGAUUGGUUGAACGAAUAUCUCGUGGAAAAUGGGUCCGAUGACUAUCGAUUCGUGUACAUCGGACCGAAAGACACGUGGACUGCAUUUCACGCGGAUGUUUUUGGUUCGUACAGCUGGUCGGUAAAUAUUUUUGGCCGUAAGCUAUGGUAUAUGUUGCCACCCGGUGAGGAGCGAAAGCUGUUCAACAAUCUGCGCAAUCUACCUUUCAGUGUUACGGAGCAAACGCUGCAAGAUGCUGGUGUUAAAUUUUUCUCGAUAGUACAGGAAGCGGGAGAAGCAAUAUUUGUACCAUCCGGAUGGUACCAUCAGGUGCAGAACGUUGAGGAUGCUUUUUCUGUAAAUCAUAAUUGGUUUAAUGGGUGUAACGUUGGUACGAUAUGGAGUAAUCUUCGUGGUGCUUUGGCGGAUGUUCGGCGGGAAAUUGACGAUUGCCGCGACAUGGAUAACUUUGAUGACCACUGCCAGGUGAUGCUGAAGGCUAGCUUCGGGAUGAAUUAUGUGGAUUUUUUGACCAUCAUACAAUACAUCUGUGAUAAACGGUUGACGAGCCUUGAGGAUAAUAGUGCAGUGCAGUUGAUUGAUAAUUAUGUACUAGGAAGGAAGCACUUGAUGUAUGAUUUAAUCAUCAUUCGCAAUCUUCUUUUGGAGAUAAAGGAGAAGGAUUUGCUGGUCAGCUAUUGUGACCUGAGAGAAAAAGCCCUGUCUUGUCUGAAACGAAUUCAAGCUGUUAUUUAA
Molecule: messenger RNA, 1192 nt
Organism: Anopheles maculipalpis
Lineage: Eukaryota; Metazoa; Arthropoda; Insecta; Diptera; Culicidae
Gene: JMJD4
Product: 2-oxoglutarate and iron-dependent oxygenase JMJD4 homolog
Exons: 1
Coding region: 5-1192 (395 amino acids)
Biological process (GO): positive regulation of translational termination; negative regulation of gene expression; protein hydroxylation
Cellular component (GO): cytoplasm; nucleus
Molecular function (GO): sequence-specific DNA binding; histone H4R3 demethylase activity
Source: RefSeq, a predicted model, not a curated record